Messenger RNA from Danaus chrysippus (African queen), 402 nucleotides. The record is from the annotation of a GenBank genome assembly. NCBI's taxonomy places the organism in Eukaryota, Metazoa, Arthropoda, Insecta, Lepidoptera, Nymphalidae.
AUGUCGAGAUCCGUACGUGCUGAGACCAGAAAUAGAGUUAAAGAUGAUAUCAAAAGGGUAAUGCAAGCUGUUGAAAAAGUUCGCCAUUGGGAAAAAAAAUGGGUGACUAUCGGUGAAACGACUAUGAAAAUUUACAAGUGGGUGCCAAUAUCUACGAAUGAGCAAAAGAAGAAACACGCUGCUAAACGGGAAAAUAAAGAAAACACUUUAACACCGAAAAAGUUACACGAUUCGGCGAAUUCAAACUUUGCUAUUGCCGAAGACUCCAAUACGUGUUUUUCUACAGUCAGUGAUUCCCAAGGUGCAACAGAGUUCACCUCAACGCAUAUGAACUUUUCCGAGGACUCAAACUCCCAAAGCAGUGGUACCACAACACCAGCCAAGAGAUUAAAAACAGACUGA